Drosophila sulfurigaster albostrigata is the source of this 1522-nucleotide messenger RNA. RefSeq lists its product as uncharacterized. The record is from RefSeq and is a predicted model, not a curated record. Gene Ontology annotation, molecular function: protein phosphatase regulator activity. Lineage: Eukaryota; Metazoa; Arthropoda; Insecta; Diptera; Drosophilidae. The transcript is spliced from 3 exons. Gene Ontology annotation, biological process: response to endoplasmic reticulum stress. Bases 382 to 1476 code for a protein of 364 amino acids. Gene Ontology annotation, cellular component: endoplasmic reticulum; protein phosphatase type 1 complex.
ACAAUUUUUUUACUUAAUCAAGGUGAAAAGUAUGGAAUUUAUUUUGUGGAAAACGUGUGAAUUUAAUUGUUGUUAUAUAUUGAGCAAUUUACUCUGGCAAUCAACAAACAAACAAACAUAUUCAAACGGUCAAUCUAGUAGAGAAACUUUUAACAUUCGGUUGGAUUAAGAAUCAUUUCAACUCUUCUGACAUUUCGCAACUGUUCUGAUCUAUUUCAUAUCAUAGCUUAGCAAUGGAUUAUUCAAACACGAGCGAUGAAUAAUACCCUUUGGGUGUAACGAAAAUGCAUCUAACAGCAGCAACAACAACAACCAAACGCAAGAAAAUGGAUUCUCACAACGUAGUAACUCAAGAAACACAUAAGAGAAUUGUUUAUUUUAAUGGAGCUGCAAAACAUUUACUUGUCAAUCAUAUUUACAUUACUGCCUGACUAUUUGUUGCAUCUAUUUCGAAUGAUUGGAAUCAUGAGUUCGCCAAUACACGAACAUUAUCGGUGCGCGGCGCCAACGCGACGUUCCCAGACAACAACGGUUUCAUCAUCUUCAGUCCAGGACUCUGAAAUAACGAUGUCGCGUAUGAUGGACAAAUCAUCUUCAGAGGAGGGAUCGGGAUCGGGUUCGGUUCUAAACAACUUGCAGCCUGAGCCAUUAGUGGCAGCGAUGUACUCGCUACAAUUUGUGGCGGACGUGGUGAAUCGAGUGCAGUCGGCUCUGAAUCAAUGCUCAACAUCCAAUUGCCAAAUGCCAACAAAUUCGGCUAUGACAAGCAUUGAGUUUGCUCGGAGCACCGAGCCAUCGUUUUGCUAUUUCUUUAUUGAUAUGCAUCCCCAGUAUGACACUUUUGAUACUUGUCACGAUCCUGACGAAACAGACCUCAAAAAUAUGUCGGAUCAACAAUGUGCAAGUACUGGAAAAACACUUGCUAAGAACAUAUCCUGCAAACUGGCACGGCAACGUAGCAUUUCCGAGUGUAGCGAUGACAGCUUCAUCUGCUUCGAGGACGACACGGACCUCAAAGAUACGUCGGAUCACCGAAGUCAAGGGAUGGGGACAACACCUGCGAAAAACACACCCUGCAAGAUAACGCGACAACGCAGCAUAUCCGAGAGUAGCGAUGACAGCUUCAUCUGCUUCGAGGACGACAGCAAUCUGCCUGAUGAUUGCAUUAAUUUCGAUGACCAAGCUGAUUUUAACUCCACGGACAACACGGAUGAUUGUAAAUUCGACAACCAAGAGCAGGAUGCAGAUCAAGAAUUUACAAAGAAGGUGCGCUUCAAUCUAAAACCAAAAGUUCAUGUCAUGCACACGUGGGAUUUUGCUUAUCGCGCCGCUCGCAAGGGCGCCUGGCAGGAGAUCGCACGGGACAGGGAUCGAUUUCAACAACGCAUCAAACGCGUGGCCCCAACGAUAGACAUUGUGCUGAACUCCAACCAUAGAGAAAAAGUUUAUAGAGAUCGAUUUCUAGAUGUAAAUUAGUCGUAGUAAUUGUUCACUUACAUUAAUAAAUUCUUGUAAAUAACUU